AUGGACAAAAUUAAACGCGCGGCAGACAUCAUACAAGACCUGGAACGUCAUGGGCCAGCUGGCUUAAUACAUAUCGAUGUAUUAAGUAAUAUAAUUGAGAAACCCAUUCAGAUAUGGAAUGCUAAUGGUAGUUUAAAUAGAAUCAUUGGCAAGGGAAGAAGGGGACAGUCCAUAGACAUUGAAUAUCAUGCAGCCGAUUCAGGACAGAUAGGUCAGUUGUUAGCUAAAGAAGCUUCUGAAAAUCCGAUAUUCCACCCUUAUCACUCCUAUCUUAAUUUCCAUCCCAUCCACUUCCUCAAUCCUUCUCUAGGCCAUUGGACUUUAAAAUGCGGAAAAGAUCCCGACAACAUCCCCUUCGAUUUAAACAGCUGUCUCUUUUCGGUAAUUGGCUCUCAAAUUGGACGAAAUCCAUCAGAACUUCGUCAAUGGACCAUAUUAAAUCUGAAAAGCAACUUUUGGAAGUUUGCCGAUUGGAUAGACAAGAUCCUGAGAUUGUGGGAAAAUGGGGAGAUAAUCCUGAUGAUCGGUGGUGCUCGUUAUUGCGGCACCUCUCCCGAAGCUGCUAAAAUUAUCCUGGAUAGAUCGCAGGAUGAAUGGAGCCAUGGGUUUGAGAGGGGUCAUUUGGGUCAUUCCAGAGGACACGCAGUGUAUGCUUCUGGCUAUAGUAUCGUGGACUAUUCUCAAAACUCAAUGAAGACAGGUUUUCAAUCACGAGCUGAUCAGGAUUAUGUCACUCAUUUGGCCUUGAGUACAAGGAGAGCUCAGAAUGCGAUGAAAGCGCUCAAUGAUGGUAGCAUUUCAGAAGGCGUAAGAAUACCUUCUAGCAAUUUAAGAAAUUCGACAAAUUUGCCCCAAGUGGUAAGAUAUGAAAAUGGAAGACUGGUAGCACAAGGAGACAUGACAGAUGUGAUUCUGGUGUUGAGACAUCAGAGAGGCCAGUUCCGUAACCCGGACGCGGAUGUUUUUGUACAGACUUGUUAUCCUCUAAUGGCGUAGCUUACAAAGAAAAAAUAUAAAUUAGUCGAAUUAUACAUAGAGCAAUUGUUUAUUUCAUAGAAAAUCUUUCAACAGAUUUA
Camponotus floridanus (Florida carpenter ant) is the source of this 1076-nucleotide messenger RNA. RefSeq lists its product as uncharacterized. The record is from RefSeq and is a predicted model, not a curated record. Lineage: Eukaryota; Metazoa; Arthropoda; Insecta; Hymenoptera; Formicidae. The transcript is spliced from 2 exons. The coding region runs from base 1 to 996 and encodes 331 amino acids.